ACGCGACUUCCAGCUGUCACCACUGCUGCGACUCUGGCAGCCGUGGCGGCCGCCUCUCGCCCUCCCACGCCCCGCUCGCAGUAACCGCCGCGGCACCGCUGAUGCUCAGAGCUGCCGUCACGCGCCCACCGCACGCGCGCACGGCCAACGUCGCCUCGCUCCUGGAGCCUUCACCCACCGGGGACCCCAACAAACGACCAAGUGGUUCUGAAUGACGGGCGGUCGGUUCGACUUUGACGAUGGUGGCACCUACUGCGGAGGCUGGGAAGACGGGAAAGCCCACGGCCACGGCGUGUGCACCGGACCCAAGGGCCAGGGCGAGUACUCGGGCUCGUGGUCGAGCGGGUUCGAGGUGGUGGGCGUCUACACCUGGCCCAGUGGGAACGUGUACCAGGGCUACUGGGCGCAGGGGAAGCGCCACGGCCUCGGCGUGGAGAACAAGGGCAGGUGGACCUACAGGGGAGAGUGGAGCCACGGGUUCAAGGGUCGCUACGGGGUUCGGCAGAGCCUGAACACACCGGCCAGGUACGAGGGCACGUGGAGUAACGGACUACAGGACGGCUACGGCGUCGAGACGUACGGGGACGGAGGGACAUAUCAGGGCCAGUGGACCGGUGGGAUGCGCCAUGGGUACGGUGUACGUCAAAGUGUCCCGUAUGGCAUGGCCUCUGUCAUCCGAUCACCUCUACGAACCUCGCUGGCUUCCCUCCGCAGCGAGCAGAGUAAUGGGGCCGUACUGCGGGACAGCCUGUCCGACAGCCCCGCCGGCACGCGAGGCGGCUUUGUGCUUAACUUCCACUCAGAUGGCGAAGGAUCCGAAAAGAAGAAGGGCCUUUUCCGUCGUGGCUCCCUUUUUGGCAGCCUUCAGCGGUUGCGCAAAUCAGACUCUCGCUCGUCCAUUUCUAGUAAGCGCAGCUCCGCAAACAGUGAUACCACCUUGAGCCGGAUCAGUUCAAGCGACGCCAACUCCACCAUCAGCUUUGGGGAAGGGGACACGGGGGAUGACUACCUGCCUCUGGAGGACAACGUGGAUGCAACCACCACCGAGUCCUACAUGGGUGAGUGGAAGAAUGACAAGCGCAGUGGCUUUGGUGUCUCUGAGCGCUCCAAUGGCAUGAAGUAUGAAGGCGAGUGGUUGAACAAUAAGCGUCAUGGCUACGGUUGCACCAUCUUUCCUGAUGGCACCAAGGAAGAAGGAAAGUACAAAAACAACGUGCUGGCUCGGGGCAUCAGAAAGCAGCUGAUCCCGCUGAAGAACACCAAGACCAAACAGAAGGUGGAUCGAGCCAUUGAGGGGGCAGUGAGAGCAGCAGCCAUUGCCAGAACCAAAGUGGAAAUUGCCAUUUCCAGGACAUCCCAUGCUCGAGCCAAAGCAGAGGCUGCAGACCAGGCUGCACAGUCAGCCUCUCAGGAUUCUGAUAUUGCCAGAGCUGUGGCCAGAGAGCUGUCCCCAAGCUUCCAUCAGCCAGGUCCUGACUACAUCCGACAGAAGUACAACGAGCCAAUAGAGGUGAAGGAGGAGCCUGUGGAGGACAAAAAGGAGAAAUCUCCAUCAAGCAGCCCCCAUUUCUACCGAAAAGGAACCACUCCAAACCAGUCUCCAUCCCAGAGCCCAGCUCCCAGUCCCACUCCUUCACCCACUUCUCCUAAAAAGACUCCUGGCAGCGCUGCUCCCAUGAAGUCUGUUGGGAAAGAGAACAAAACCCCAUUAACAGAGUCUGUGCAAACAGCAUCCAAAACCGUCAGACAGGAAAUGAAGCAACACGAACCACCUCCUCCUGCAGCCAAAGCAGUAGGUCCAACAACACUUAGCUCCUGCCCCAGCAAUGGUCAGAUUCACUCCCAAUACCACGGGUACUAUGUCAAGGCCGAUGUCAAGGUCCCCCCACCAGACGAGCCAGCAGGCGUUGACUAUGACCUUCACCCAUCAAGCCUUGCCCGGUUGCCACCAGAGGCCAAACCGAUUUGGACACCUCCACUAAAAUCUGUGCCCGCCCCAAGCCCUUCACCGGUUCCACCAAAAGAAAGCACCAAAGCCCCAGAGCCCUCCAAGCCAAAACGACAGGAAUCAACCAAGCCAAAGAGCCUGGCAGAAACCAAGAAGGCCAGCGUGGACGUGGCUCCAGAAGUAGUGGAGGAGGAAUCGGGCCCUAACUCCAUCUUGGUGGCUCUUGUGAUGCUGUUGAAUGUAGGUCUUGCUAUCAUCUUUGUCCAUUUCCUCACUUGACCAAAUCUCAACUCAGCAGACUCUUCAGAACUAGUCCUCUGGUCUGCUACCGCUCCAUCAGCCACAGGGGCCCUUUAAACGAUGCCCCUAGUCAGAACGGCAGACACAGGCAAAAUGAAGGACUGAAAAUAAAUGAAGGAGGAAGACGAGAAGAAGAAACACGGGAGGAAAGAUGAGACCUACACCUCGUCCAAAGCUCUCUUUGGGCGGACUAUGACUGUGUGUGGAGGCCAAAUCCUCCCUGAUUGGAUGAUUUGUGACUCCACUCAAAGUGCAGUGAAAGCUGAAGCAAGCAGCCACUAGUUGGAAGUGGACCCCUGAGCCACCAACUACGGAUUCUCUAUCAGGGGUAGAAAUAACAGGAGGCCUGGAAAGUGGAGUGGAUGUGGAUGAGUGUGAGGCCUAACAUCCAACCUACCAUAGAUGCCUGGCGUGUGUGCUGUCUGUGGUUCCAUUUCCAUCCAACCCUUCAGCUAAUUUGGUUUGGUAGUUUUGAAGUGCUGCAAUAAAAGCUUUGUCCCUGGCCAAGCUGAGUGAGGGAGAAUUUGUUUGUGAAAUGAUUCACCAGGAGACGGCCCUUCAACGGCUCACAUGCUCUGUUUCAUUUCAUUUCACCCAGACGUCUUGGUUGGUGGAGGAACAUUACAUGUCACUCUGUUUGUGUGGAAACCGAGCUAGUGCUUGUGUGUGGCGGUGCUUUGUGUGUGGGCGGGUGUGGACUGGAUAUGUUUGGAGAUGCACUUUGCGCUGAUGGAAGCCAACAGCUGCCUUACCGUUUUACCGAGUGACGCGGUGGUGGGUGAGAGGGCCCCGGCAGGAAUGCCAGGCGUUCGGCUGAUUCGCCCUCUGCUGGGUUUAUUUCUGUCACUCUAUUGAUUUGUUCAUAUAGUUCUUACCCACGGGUCUUAGUGCCUGCUGUUUCCUACACAGCAUCAAGUGCGCGAUAGACAAUCAGAGGGAUUUUAUGGAAAAAUAAUACAAAUUUCUACACUAUUAUUAUUAUUAUUAUUAUUAUUAUUAUUAUUAUUUUCAUUAUUAUUGCUGUUGUUUGAAGGAGUCAGUGGAUGAAUGAAAUGCUCUUUCUGACAUGUUCACUGUUUGUAUCUAACCUAAUCUAAACUGUUAACAGCUAAUGAAUCGUAUUAAUGAUCAAGUUUGAAAGGUGAUUUAUAAGAAUUUGGGUCAUAGCCCCAGCACUGCACUAACAUAGGUCCUUAUCACCUGAAUCAGUAUAUUAUCAUCAGUGUUUUAGCGCUAUAGUAUAGUAUAGUAUGUCACACACUCAGGGAAACAUACAAAUUAAUUCAUUACAAAGUGAGGCCUGCCUGGAUCAGCUCACUGUGAGCAUCUAUAUGUAAAUCGAUUGAUUGGAGGGUCAGCGCCGUUGCUGGGUCCGUACCAACAGACCUGGAAGCGACGCAGGUGGCACAAGCCAAGCACAAGGCAGCCUAGGGAACCCACAGUAGAAUUUAAAGUGUAAAGUGGUUGAACACUGGUGAUGGGUCGGCACUGUUCACAUGUAAUCAGCAUUUUCUUAACUCUGGGUUAUGUAUAGAACUGCAUGGAGUUUGCUUUUGAGGGUUAGUUAUUGUUGGUCACUGUGUCCUUGUGUUUGCUUUUUGCUCUGUUAACCACAUUUAUUGAUGUCCAAUCGCUGCUAGUCUUCAUGGGUUCUCACUUUAUGCUGUUGCUGCUGUCAUGCACUGUGGUUGUCCUGCAGCUGAAGGCCGGGAUCUGACUCCUGCUCUGCUGUCCUCAGAGGGUUUGGAAUAGUUUACCUUCAUUUUGGUUCAUUUUUCCUUCAUACUAAUGUUUAUUAUUAACUUAUUUAUUUAUUUAUUUAUUUGUAUUUGCUUUUUGACUUAAUAGUGGCUGACCUGAGCUGUUGGUAAUAAACCAUUGUUUAAUAAUGUGUCAUUAUCAAUGGAAUUUUUCAAAGACACGCUUUACAGCCGAGAAAUGAAAUGAAAUGAGUUCAUAUCUGAAAUGCUGAAGUGACUGUUGGAACAAGUCACUUUUCAUUAAUUUGAACUGUCGCUUUAGAAAGUUACAUUUAAACUCUUUAAUAAGUUUACAUUAGGGAAAGGCUUUGUCUUAAAUAUGUUUUGGCCAUGAUUUACUGUGAUGAAUUGUUGUUGGUUUCUGUAACGUGUGCAGAAAGAUUCACUGUGAGGAACUAGGAAGAGAUAAUUAGUAAAGUUUAUAUUUAUGGGAUUGAGCAGUAGUAGGUGUCUGAUUAGUUCGGUCAUCGACGAGUGAAGCCUGUUACUGAGCCGCUGACCGUUACAGUGUUAUAGAAAUGUCAAUCUUCUGGUGGUCAUUUCAGAAUCUCUAGAACUGCAGCUACAAGUUUAAAUAGAAAAAGGGUCAGUCGGGUUUAUACCUGAGACAUGGACAUCUGACAUGACAAUAGAUAUCUAAGUAGUUCUACUAAGCAUGGACACGCCAAACACACACACACACCUGGUUCCUGUUGAGUAGAGCACAGGAGCUAAUGUUUGCUCGAGGUUUAGAAUAGUUUUCCUUCUGUCAGGGAUCUUGUUACCAGAAAGUGACCUUUCAUUAAUCAGACCUAAAAUGGCAUGUAAUACUAAUUUCAAGAGAUUUCUAUUUGUUCUCAUUGUUUGUUUUUUUGUAUUGUAGUGAAUGGACAUGAGGUUUUGACCUAAGCUGGAAACUUAAUGAAAGGUUCAUGGGUUGGUUUAGUUUAGGAGUCAGUGAUGUACUGUAGUGUGAUGCCUGGCGCUUUCUGAACAGACACUAUACAUCAUGUUGUGUGUUGUACUGUGUGUUCAGUGAAGGGUUGGAUGUCAAGCUGUAGGAACACAUUGUAUGUAGCGUGUUUUUAACUACACUAGUGUAUUUCACCAGAUGAGUAACAAAAAUCACAUGAAGUGCUUACCAACAGACCUGCAUGUUCAGGUCCGGGAUGUUUUAAACAACAUGAUGUACAGUAUCAAACAAUUAGACAUGGGUAGAUACUGCAUGGGUAGUCAUUGUGGCCCCAACAACAUUUUUAGACUUAUCUCGCACCAGGUUCAGCAGGUGGAGCAGGUGGAUGAGGUCCAAAUAGAUUCAGAUGCUGUAUGUUUGAUCACCAGCAGCAGGACCAUCUGUGGACCAGUACCAGAGUGUGGGGGUGUAAAUAUGAUGCGGAUGAGCUUGUGUGGGUGUCGUUUAGUUCAAGGAGUGAAAACACACAUGCUGGUCUGAUCUAAGACUAAAAACAGUGUUGCUACAAAGAAAGGAAGAAUCUGAGGGUUCUACUGUGGAAUGUUUAAGAGCAGGGAGCAGAAAGUGUACGAGGACUGUUCUACUGGGAUAAAACCUUAUUGGUGGAACCUGAGUCUUUGAUUUUAUGAAGCCAGUCAGUCUGCAGCUGAGUUUGUCUUAAAUAUUUGUGUAUGUAACUAAGUCAGAACAUGGUUUUGUUGAGUGUCCAUAUUUUUGCCCUUUUCCACCUUUGAGGUGGUUUUGAGUUUCUCCUAGAUGUGUUCUGUUCAUGUCCAGGUCAGUGUUAAACCUAACGAAUCAACCCAAAUGUGCCGCUCCUUCAAAUAUACAAUCAGUUAGUUUUGUUGUCAGUAGGAGGCACUUAGACUCUUAUGAAACACAGUAUAUGAGCUUAUAUGGGAAUCAGGGAGUCCAGCGGGAAUCAGCUGGUUCCACUGCCAGAAGCCAGCGUAGAGUCUGCAGAGGAGCCUGUGGAUGCACUCACCUUCAGAACGCAGCUGGACCAUGAGCUUGGUUCACGCUUUAUGACCCCGUCAGUGGUUUAUACUUAUGAUGUUUGUCCAAACACCCCUUACUUUCACACAUCAUGAUAUAAAUGUCUAGCUGCAGUAACUUAUAAAACACAACUGCUACAUACUGUAUCAGUACUUGUCAAUGUGGGCUCUGCUAAACACAGUGAGCCUGUUACAUCAAGUUUACACUGCUGACAAUGCCAGGAUGAAUUUAAACUGAAUGAACUGAUGCGGAAUGUUUAGAGACAAUGAGUUUUAGUCAGCAGUGAACUUAGGCUUCACCUCGUAGCUUCAUUGGAAACAAACCGUCAGCCCCCAUGAAGUUACUUCCAAUGUAAAAGAGGCUCAGCUCCAAAUACAUGCAGCAUGAAAAUGUCUCCACUAGAUGGCGCCACACGCAACACUAAAUUAUAAUAUGAUUACAACGGUUUUUGAUGACGCACACGCAGAAACUGCUGUAAUCAAAGCGUCAGGCUUGGCUGUGACGUGGAGCUGGAGCUGGAUGAGCCUCAUUCUCAAAGCUGCACUUUUGUCUUGUAUGACUGUGGGACAGGGAACGUCUCUGACCUCUGUGUGACCUUUGCAAGCUUUUUUCCGGACCCUGAUUCAGCAUCUCCUGGACGACUGUGGCCCAAGUUAGACAGAAAGGUUGUGGCCAUGAGCUGGUUUCUGGCUGGUUUAGUGAGUGGCACCACAUACUGUAGCCAUGUAACAGCAGCACAGUUACACUAUGACUGAUAUCUACGGUUCUAGGACUAUGCUUUGUUUUGUGGCUGAUUUCAAUAGUGCUUGGUUACAAUCAGCUGUUUGGACUGUAGCUGUUGAUAAAGUCACAUGUUGUUUUACAUUACAGCUUUUUUCUGUUUGCUUUGUUUCUAUGGACAUAAAUAAAACAUGUGGGUUUACAUUUUC
Messenger RNA from Betta splendens (Siamese fighting fish), 6885 nucleotides. Its product is annotated as junctophilin-1-like. The record is from RefSeq and is a predicted model, not a curated record. The transcript has 7 exons. NCBI's taxonomy places the organism in Eukaryota, Metazoa, Chordata, Actinopteri, Anabantiformes, Osphronemidae. The coding region runs from base 212 to 2227 and encodes 671 amino acids. Gene Ontology annotation, cellular component: plasma membrane; junctional membrane complex; endoplasmic reticulum membrane.